AUUACACAAGAUGGCGGCCAGCAUGGCGGCAGCGUUUAGUAAAGUUUGCAGAUCUUUUAUUUCCUCAAACCCAGCGCUUCAAUCUCCAACUGCAAGAGGAUCAGCCAAGGUUAAAAAUCGUCCUUUGUGUUGUUUUUUUUUUUACAGGAUUUCGCUUACUGAUUGAAUCUCUAAUUUACUUCUUUUUCAGUACACGCUUCCUUGUUUAAGAAGAUUGGUCCACACUGAUGGAAUCAGCUAUGAAUUUAAGCCAGAUAGACUUAAACAGAUUGAAGCAUCACCCAGUGGAUGGGUUCCUCCUGCCACUGGUAAGUAUUUAUUGUACAGCUGAUCUAUUGCUCGUUGAAAUAUGCGUAGUUCUUUACGUUAUGCAUCUAGCAAUAGUUUUCAAAAGUCAUUUAAGUUCCCCGCCCUUGGGUGUCCAUUCUAGGUCAAAAUUUCACUCCUGGGGCCCCAAAGACGUUGUUUACCAAUUUUUAUUCCAAUUUUUUACCAAGAAAUGUUGUUAGGUGACUUCCAAGGUGGUAGAUGACUCUCAUUUCCAGUUUCCCUCAGUCUGUCAAGGUGGUGACUAGGUCAAAAUUAAUUCCGGACGCUUAGGCUGUGCGUAGAUGUCUUAAUUCCUACCCAAGGGGGUUUUUCUCCCUCCAAGCCAUCGAUAGGUGCAUUACUUGCCCCCGAACACUCACUUGUAUGUAUGUCAUUACAGUAAAGCUAAAUGUAUGACUGUGUAUCUUUACAGAAAAGCCAAACUUGCCUUUCUUCAUUAAAAGAAGCAAAUACAACAACAUUCCAGUAUAUACGGAUUAUAGAAGUGGGAGAACUCGAAAGUUAACGAUAAUAAGGAGAGUCAGAGGAGAUCUAAAGGUAAUAAAGAUUGAUGUUGGCAGUAUGCAGCAAUUACUUGUGUAUCAAUCAUUUCUUGGGGUGAUUGUACAAUGACCUAAUUUCUUACAAAGCUGUUGAAAAGCCUAAACUGCCUCAACUCAUUGAAGUGAAAGAUGAAAGCAUUGAGUUGUUUAGGUAUUUUUUUUCAAACCCCACUAAAUUUUUUGUUGGACUACAUGAUUGAUUUUGGUGCCAGGUCAUUAAGUUGUAUGUUAUCUUGAGAAAAUCUUCAUGAUCAAUUACAAUUUAGGGAUUGAAUAAUCAGCUAUAAAAUGAUUUGAAAACAGACGUGUUAACUUAAUUAAUAGAAAUGCUAGCAUCUGGUAAUUUGGAAGCUGAUGUUUGAUUCACUCACAUUGCACUACUUCAAUAUUGAUUAUGUCUUUGAUAUUUAUUUGAUUCCUUGAAUAGUGUUGUAAAUGUAUCAAAAAUAUUAUCAGUGUUUGGUUGUUUGUUUUUUUUUGCUAGGCUCUAGAAGAAUGUCUGAAAAGUCACCUUGGAAAUGAUAUUAUUACAUCAAGAAAUGAACUUACAAGCCAAAUAAAAAUAAGAGGAAGUUACAAAGAUGAAGUUUUCACUCUGCUUAAACGCUUGGGAUUCUAGGAAUUUCAUAUCAAAGAAAAGUACCUCUGAAAUAUCAGAAAAGUUCAUAAAACUCCUUUGGAUGUGGAUUACUGGGAAGAUAUGUUGGUGUGACAUGCCACUGAAGUUAACAGCUAUCAUGGAUGUAAAAAUGUUUCACCACUCCAGCAUAUAAUGGGCUCAAGAAUCAAAUAUUAAAAAUGCUCAGCAUAAUGAAGUGAAAAGUUUAUCGAUAUAAAGUUAACAACCAUCUUUGUCUCAGCCCUUUGACCCCUAAGAAUGACAGUAAUAACAUGUUAUUUCUCCUCAAAAUAUCACAUCUGAAUCACACAUGAAGGUCACAACAUUAAAAGAAAUGAUCACAUGAUAAAGAAGCUCUUGAUUUUUAGAAAAAUUUAAUAUUGUCAGCACCUCAGUAAACAUAUAGAGGUCAUUAGGGAGAAUUUGCAUACUGAUGUUAGAGUGUAAAGGGUUAACAGAUGGGAAAUUAACAUUUCAUCAUGUUUAGAGGGAAUGUUUCUUUUUUGAUUGCUAAUAUGUAACUGGAGAGAUUCUUCAAACACAGUCUCAAAGUGAUAUAGAUGGCUUGAGAAGGACGUUCAAGAAUACAAUACAGCUUUAACUGAACAUUUAGCCUCAAUAUUUCUCAUAGGCUAAAAACGAUAUUUUAAAGCAGAGUUUGUUGAACUUUUAACAGCUCUAGGUAGUAGAAUUUUGUUGUAGAGA
Molecule: messenger RNA, 2196 nt
Organism: Pocillopora meandrina
Lineage: Eukaryota; Metazoa; Cnidaria; Anthozoa; Scleractinia; Pocilloporidae
Source: the annotation of a GenBank genome assembly